AAUGGGCACAAUUCGGAAUUCCGAGUCCCAGAAGCUCGCCUCGCCUCGCUCUCCUACUCGCCCAGCGGCUUUUCCUCGCUCACUGCACGCCAGCUCGCGCAUGGAUGGUGGGGGGAAAGCUUCUGCCCCGCUCGAGCAUCAUCUCAUCGCCGUCAUCUUGAAGGGAGUGGGCUCGGGUUGAGCUUCGUGCGAAGCCGGUUGGCUGGUUGUUCUCAUGGCACUCGAAAUGCUUACAAAUGGCCGACGCAACGCGACAUCAGCGGCGUGGGCCUGUAGCAGUACUGCUUGAAGUCCGCGUUAGGAGGGCAGGGCGGUCGGGAUGGAAUCGACCCUCAUGGCACAUUGGCACCGGCAGAGCCGAUGGUCGGCCAAGACGACCCCACCUCUUCUCCCUCCCCUCUCUCACGAUGGCCCCCGCCGGUUGUGGCUUGGACCGGCUUCUUUGCUUCGCGGGCGCUGCUGUCCCUGCCGCAUAGUCGGCCGAGUCGACGGCGACUGCGGCACAUUCAAAACUGCCGGGAGUGGCAUGGACAAGCAGAGAUGAACAGGGUACAGCAGGCCUUACAAUUUCUACGGCCCGUCUUUGCGGGAUGAAAUGCACGGGGGGCAUUCACUGCUAGCUAAUGAUACGACGAGCAACCUAGCGACCCGGGUUGGAUCGACGAGAGUUGCCAACCAUCGAGAGCUUCAGCCAUAUCUAACAAUACAUGGUAGUACUAGCCACUACAAGCCACUACACAUCGUACACAUUAUCAGCGCUAGC
This is a messenger RNA of Colletotrichum destructivum, 763 nucleotides long. RefSeq lists its product as uncharacterized. The transcript is spliced from 2 exons. Lineage: Eukaryota; Fungi; Ascomycota; Sordariomycetes; Glomerellales; Glomerellaceae. The record is from RefSeq and is a predicted model, not a curated record. The coding region runs from base 2 to 181 and encodes 59 amino acids.